Symbiodinium sp. CCMP2456 is the source of this 414-nucleotide messenger RNA. The record is from the annotation of a GenBank genome assembly. NCBI's taxonomy places the organism in Eukaryota, Dinophyceae, Suessiales, Symbiodiniaceae.
AUGCAGGCCCUGUAUGCUGAUGAUGAUGCUGAUGCAGUUUCUGCCGCUGAGCUGGCCGCGAACUUCAUGGAGUUGGACGGCCACAUGCCGCCUAUGCCACAAAACUCCGACUCUGGACCAGUGCAGGGCGCACAUUCUCAGCGCAACGCACCAGAGACGCGUGAAGUACGCGGGGCUCGACCCUCUGUCGCACCUACCCGACGAUCAGCUCGAAUUCGCGGUCGUGGAGAACAACACUGCGAUUUGCAGUCUAUGUGGAAAACAGAUGCAAGAAUCGCAUCUGUAUUCCAAGGAGCAUCAAAAAAGGGUGAUGCGAACAAGAGCCAAAGCCCUGCGACCAAUUGCAGUGCAGGAGAUGCCACAGACCGAACGGUGGCUUGCUUUGGGUCCUGCAGCUCGAACGGGACAAGCUGA